CUCCUGACCCAGGAGGAAGCCUCCACGCCUUUCCCUGCAGCUCCUCGGCUGGGCACCACAGGCCAGCAGGAGGCCGGGCACAGAGCCUCCACCACAGACGGUGAGAAGAAAAAGCUCCGGAAAGAACCGAGGUCAGGAGCAGGGGCAGCCCCCACGGGCACCGCCUCAGCAAUCGCCUCAGCCAUCGUCCCCCACCCCCGCAGCCUCCCCCUCCCUCAUGGGGGGGGCAGUGGGCGUGGCUUCGCCGCCACCGCCUUCGCGCCCUUGCGCGCGGCGCGCGCGCGCAACGUCCCCUCCCCCCCUCCCUCCACCCGCGCGCCCCAGCGGCCGCCGAGCCUCCGCGUCACGUGCUCCCCCUUGCCCUCCGCGGCAGCCAAUGGGCGGGCGCGCCGCGGGCCGCGCAGCCUAUAUAAAGCGGCGCAAGGCGCGGCGGCCCCGGCAGUGAGGCGGCGGCGGCGGCGGGGUGUGUGUGGGUGUGCGCGGGGCGGUGCCUGCGGCGGCUUCCCGGCUGCAGCCGUCCGGGAAGGAGCCAGCAAUCCCAGUCCGAAGCUCCAGGCUGCCAUUGCUGUCUGAUGCCAUGCCAGCGCCAACUCAUCUGUUCCCAUUGAUUCGUAACUGUGAGAUUAGCAGAAUAUGCAGUACUGUUUGUUACUGCCACCAUAAACAUCUGUGUUGCUUUUCCUCUCAUUUCGCUCACGGUCACUUCAGAUAUGCGCCUCAGAAGAGAUUUGCAGCACUUUAUAGGCCAAAGGAGAACUUUAAUCAUUUUAUUCAUGCGAGGGAUUAUGCUUCUACACCACAGAGAUUUUACCUCACUCCUCCACAGGUCAACAGCAUCCUGAAGGCAAACGAAUACAGUUUUAAAGUCCCAGAGUUUGAUGGCAAGAACGUGAGUUCUGUCCUUGGCUUUGAUAGCAACCAGUUGCCUGCUAAUGCUCCAAUCGAAGACCGGAGAAGUGCUGCCACUUGCUUACAGACACGAGGGAUGCUUCUGGGUGUGUUUGAUGGCCACGCAGGCUGUGCUUGUGCUCAAGCUGUCAGUGAGAGACUGUUCUACUACAUUGCUGUCUCUUUGUUACCUCAUGAGACUUUACUUGAAAUAGAAAACGCUGUGGAAAGCGGUAGAGCUCUGUUGCCUAUUUUGCAGUGGCACAAGCAUCCCAACGAUUACUUCAGCAAAGAAGCUUCCAAGCUUUACUUCAAUAGUCUGAGGACUUACUGGCAGGAGCUGAUUGAUCUCAAUAGCGGAGAGACUACUGAUGUGAAAGAAGCUUUAAUUAAUGCUUUUAAGAGGCUCGAUAACGAUAUUUCUCUGGAAGCUCAAGUAGGAGAUCCAAAUUCUUUUCUCAACUACCUAGUCCUGCGAGUAGCGUUUUCUGGUGCAACUGCCUGUGUGGCCCACGUGGAUGGUGUUGACUUGCAUGUGGCAAACACAGGUGACAGCAGGGCAAUGCUCGGGGUUCAGGAAGAAGAUGGCUCUUGGUCUGCAGUUAAUCUCUCCUACGACCACAACGCACAAAACGAACGCGAAGUGGAACGGGUGAAAACAGAGCAUCCGAAGUCUGAAGAGAAGAGUCUGGUGAAACAAGACCGUCUCCUGGGCUUGCUGAUGCCUUUCAGAGCUUUUGGCGAUGUGAAGUUUAAGUGGAGUAUUGAACUACAGAAGAGAGUGGUUGAGUCGGGCCCGGAUCAGCUGAAUGACAAUGAAUACACCAAGUUUAUUCCUCCAAAUUAUCACACUCCCCCUUACCUCACAGCUGAGCCAGAAGUCAUCCAUCACAAAUUAAGGCCGCAGGAUAAGUUCCUGGUUUUGGCUACAGAUGGGCUGUGGGAGACUAUGCACAGGCAAGAUGUGGCUAGAAUCGUAGGGGAGUACCUCACUGGGGUUCACCAUCAGCAGCCGAUAGCUGUCGGUGGUUAUAAGGUAACUCUGGGACAGAUGCAUGGUCUCUUAACAGAAAGAAGAGCGAGGAUCUCUUCAGUAUUUGAAGAUCAGAACGCAGCGACUCACCUGAUCCGUCACGCAGUGGGCAAUAACGAGUUUGGCACUGUGGAUCACGAGCGGCUGUCCAAGAUGCUUAGUCUUCCAGAAGAGCUGGCUCGAAUGUAUAGGGAUGACAUUACGAUUAUCGUGGUGCAGUUCAACUCGCAUGUUAUAGGUGCAUGUCAAAAUGAGGAACUGUGAAUUUUCAUCUAGUGAACUGGUUACCAAAGCUGUAACAAUGGCCAGUACGAGCAGCAGAUGGAAAAACAGACAAACUCAAUAAGUGAGCAAACUCGUUGCUUGCUAGAUUCAACAUAAUCUAUUGUUCCUGCCUUCCCAUGGAGCUCUAGAUAGAGGGGGAGUGCUAUUGACCUAACAUAACUUAACAGGAAGUCACAGUUUGGGAAAAGAGGUUUUUGUAAUAACUUUGCACUAUUGAUUUCACGAAUGCUGCUAGAACAAUGUCUUGAAUUUGGCAGAGUUGCAUGAGGGAGGGAAGGGAGGAUUAAGAAUUAACUACCAAACAUCUGGCUGUUCAAGAAGCAAAGCCUGUUAACAUCUGUAAAUAUCACUGUCUUAAAAGAUGAGUAACAAGGAACGUUGUUGAAUUCUUACAGGGCUAAUUCUUGCUUAGUAGGUGUGGUUAUUUGUGAAUAUAUUGACAACCUUUUCCUCUAAGUAGGAGGAUGACUUUAACCGAGUAGGUCUUCAAUGUAACAAAGUUAUCUCACUCUCAUAUAGACAAUGUCAUUUGCUUAAGGAUAUUUUGUCUGUGUUGACUUUCAAUGCAGGUCUAAGCCAUAAUCAAUACUUGAGAUUCUGUUCUAGUUUAAUCAUAUCUUUAUACGCAGUGACUUCUAAAUGUCUGUGCAUCAAUAGCUUCUUGGCUUGUGGGUUUCUGCACAACUUGUAGGGCAAUAAUACAUUACAACAUGCAGUUAAGAUAUCAAGUAACUUUGUGGAGGACCUCAGGAUGAAGAAACUUUCAGACUCCUCAAAAAGAGUCUGUUGCUAGUCAAGACUGUGUUGGCUUUCCUAAAGGUCAUGUCCUUCAUGUACUCCACCCUGUCUGGUGUUACUUAUCUAGUAAGAUAAACCUUCACCUGAAAAGAUCAGGCAAUCAUUACUAACCUCAUUGUGGCUUUGUAAUUUGCACUCAUUUUUACUUUGGCUGUUUCAAGUGGUCACAUAAUCGAUGUCUUGCACUUGAACACAUAUUUGUAAGAAUGUCAGAUUUAAAAACUACAAAUUACAAAAAGUGAAGUGUGGCUUGUACAUAGGGUUUUAGUUGGGAAACUAACUGGCAUGCAUGUGUAUGUUUAGUGGCUUUUUUCUCACAGCUUUAUUAGCAGCUCUGGUUCUCUGGACAGCUGGUGUAUGCAUGUUCUUACAGUCCAGAAUGUUACCACAUGGCAGUCUCUUAAACGGGUCUGUUUGGCUUGUAGUGGUUGAAUUUGAACCUAAAAAGUAUUGUCCUGGACUAAACUCGUGUGCCUCAAGUUGUUGGGCUCGUAACUGUACAAAGUAGGGACUGACAACUAACUUAAAGGUCGUCAUUGUGUCUGUUUUAGCUAUGUUACAUGGUACAGAUUCCUCUUAAGCUGCCCUUAAUUUAAAAAUUGAGAUGCUGGCUAAAACACCACUCCUUGGUGAUGGAGAGAACACUUGUAACUUGAUUCAUGUGUUCUGGAGAAACUCUAGAUCAGUCAUAGGUCAGCAUAUUUGAUUUCACAAGGUGUUCCAGUUAAAAUAACUUCCUUAAGCCUUCAUUGCCAAUUGAAAAAGAAAACACAAACACUUAAAAAAAAAAAAAAAAAAAAAGCCCAGCUUAGUUUGGUUAGUUGAGUAAUGUGGCACUUUCCACUGAAUGCAAACAUUUCCAGCUAAGCCUACAGUUACAUAGGGUACACUUAGCUUGAACAACGAACCUGUGCUAUAGUAAACACUGACUCCUCAAACUCGUGAGUGCUGUGUGUACUUAGUGGCCUGCAGCUUUAAUAUGCCUUUCUUUACCCAGCCUGAAAAUACCAGGAUCAACUUUGCUGUAAGGUUAAUGAUAUCUUCAGUCUGCAUCCAAGAUGUGAACAGCCCUUCUUUAUUUGAAGGGAAAAGGGGAACUCUAAAAUGCCUAGACAAGUACUGGCUGUUGACAUUGCUUCUAUAUGUUGUGUUUUGGUGCCUGUCUUUAGCUAGGUCAGUAGACUUCAUGUUCUUCUAUCAUUCAAAUGCAGUAUGUAUCUAAGCUGUUACAGUAUUUAACUUUCUUACUUUUUUUUACUGUUAAAGCUCUAUUACUUGUGUUGAUGUAUUUAACCUAUGAUUCUUGAUAUGGAUUUGGUACAAGUCAUGGCUAGAAGAAAUGAAUAUUGGUCCCAUGUACACAACUUUUGAGGAAAAGCUGCUUUUUGUAGUAAAGAUGCAUAUGUAUGGGGUCAGACAAAAUAGUAUUUAUGUAUUGCUUGGAGACUUGCUCAGUAUGUAUGCAGUGAACAGAAACAGCGUAGCUGCCUGCUGAACAGGUGAUCUGAACAAAUGUCUUUUAAUAGAUUACAAUAAAAUGAUCAAUUAUGCAG
This is a messenger RNA of Cygnus atratus (black swan), 4557 nucleotides long. RefSeq names its product pyruvate dehydrogenase phosphatase catalytic subunit 1 (gene PDP1). Gene Ontology annotation, biological process: protein dephosphorylation. Lineage: Eukaryota; Metazoa; Chordata; Aves; Anseriformes; Anatidae. The record is from RefSeq and is a predicted model, not a curated record. Gene Ontology annotation, molecular function: protein serine/threonine phosphatase activity; cation binding. The transcript has 2 exons. Bases 578 to 2185 code for a protein of 535 amino acids.